This is a messenger RNA of Rhagoletis zephyria (snowberry fruit fly), 888 nucleotides long. RefSeq lists its product as uncharacterized. The record is from RefSeq and is a predicted model, not a curated record. NCBI's taxonomy places the organism in Eukaryota, Metazoa, Arthropoda, Insecta, Diptera, Tephritidae.
AUGGAAACUAAAAUUAUUAAAAAGAAAAUAAAAAGAGAAAAACCCAACAAAAAAUGGACUUUGGAAGAAGUUAACACCAUACUGAACUAUUUGAUGGAUUCCCAAGAAAUUGAGAAACCUACAGCACAAAUUUUUUAUAAAAAACUCAUCGAAAAGACUGGUAUCAACGCUACAUGGGAGCUAAUUCGAUGGAAGGUUCGACAUUUGAAGUCGACUUACAAGGACGCUUCGGAUUGGCGCAGCUCAACCGGUGCUGGACUCCUGGAAAUCGACGCUGGGGCUAAUAGUGUUGAAGGGAAAGUAUUACAAAUUUGCCCACACUAUCAUAAGCUUCAUCAAAUUUUUGGCGCAAAAUGUACGCAGAAUGCGUAUGAAGUUAUCGAUUCAGGUGAAAUAAACGAAGCUGAUGUGGAAGUAUCUGAAAGCAUAGAUUCAGAUUGUAUUAUAUACGAGUGUAUUCAAGAAACAGGUGAGGAAGCUGAAAUAUGUGUUGCAGCUGAGCCAGUCGCGGGAACUUCAUGUGGCCAAAGCUCGCAAGCGGUGAUUCCAAAGAAGGCAAGAGACUUCGCCGAAAAAUUAAAAAAAAAUUCCCCAAAGACCCCUGCUGCUCAUUUGGCUGCUUUUCAAGCAGAGCGAACUGCAAUGUUCAAAAUGAAGAUAGAGUGGGAAAAAGAAAGGCAAGACAAGGAAAUAGAAAUUCACGAGAGAGAAACAAAACUAAAAGAAGAUCAGUUGAAAGCAGAAAUAGAAUUUAAAAACCGCGAGAUGGAUUUGAAGGCUCACCAAAUCGAAGAGGAGUUAAAAAUGAAAAAACUUGAAUUAGAAAAGGAUGAGCGCAUAAAAAUGUUUGAAAUUGAAAUGAAGUAUAAACAUGCGAGUACACAAUAA